UUUCAGGUUCCACAGAGUGCGUGUUAUAUGUGUGCGUGUUGUUAUGUGUGUGUUGAGUGUGUGAGAGAGUUUGUAGUGUGGUUGUAAACGUUCCCAGCUCGGAUACUGUCACCGCCUUGCACCGCAGGCAGGCGCCGUGUUCCUACAUGCAAGUUACCGUCGCGGCUCCACAAUCGUUGGCCAGCAAUGACCGAGAGCCCCGCGACCAAGCCAGCCAACGGGGAUGUGUGUCAGCGUGUGAGGAACGGACUAAAGCUGGACAGAAACGGCUUGGUGAAGAGCCUCCACAGCUGCCAUGAGCGGCAGCCCAAGCACCACUGCCAUCCCGAGGAGGAGGAGGUCCACGCAGCAUCACAUCAUGGCGGCCUGUACAUCCGACCCUUUCUUGAGUCCUUUGAGGAGACGCCAAUGCUGGUGGCAGUGCUCACCUAUAUGGGCUACGGCAUCCUGACCAUCUUCGGCUACCUCCGAGACUUUCUGCGUCACUGGAAGAUCGAAAGGUGCCACAUUGCCAGGGAGAAGGAGGAACAGAGGGACUUUGUGCCGCUCUACCAGGAUUUUGAGAACUUUUACACCAGAAACCUCUACAUGCGUAUAAGAGACAACUGGAACAGGCCCAUAUGCAGCGUACCAGGGGCCAAAAUGGACCUGAUGGAACGAGCCUCCCAUGACUACAACUGGACUUUUAAUUACACAGGCCGGGUCGUGCCGGAUGUGAUUAACUUGGGCUCGUAUAAUUACCUCGGCUUCGCUGAGAACACAGGUCCAUGUGCUGAGUCUGCAGCCGAGGUCACCAUGACGUACGGCGUCGGAGUUGCAAGCACCAGGCAGGAGAUUGGUAACCUGGACAGACAUGAGGAGAUGGAGAAACUUGUGGCUAAGUUCCUGGGUGUGGAGUCAGCCAUGGCAUUUGGGAUGGGUUUUGCAACCAACUCCAUGAACAUACCAGCACUGGCUGGCAAGGGCUGCCUGAUUCUGAGUGAUGAACUAAACCACGCCUCUUUGGUCCUGGGAGCCAGACUCUCUGGGGCCACCAUCAGAGUCUUCAAACACAACAAUAUGCAGAGCCUUGAGAAACUGCUGAGAGAGGCCAUAGUCCACGGGCAGCCCAGGACUCACAGACCAUGGAAGAAGAUCCUCAUUGUGGUAGAGGGCAUUUACAGCAUGGAGGGCAGUGUAGUGCGCCUGCCAGAGGUGAUUGCCCUGAAGAAGCGCUACCGAGCCUACCUUUACCUAGAUGAGGCCCACAGCAUAGGGGCCCUGGGGCCGAGAGGGAGAGGUGUGGUCGAUUACUUUGGCCUAGACCCCUGUGAUGUGGAUGUCUUGAUGGGCACAUUUACCAAGAGCUUCGGUGCUGCAGGGGGAUACAUCGCAGGGAAAAGGGAGCUUAUUGAGUACCUGCGCUCCCAUUCCCACAGUGCGGUCUACGCCACCUCCAUGUCUCCUCCUGUGGUGGAGCAAAUCAUCACUUCUAUGAAGUGCAUUAUGGGAGAGGAUGGCACAACAAUAGGCUGUGAACGUGUGCGACAGCUGGCAGAGAACACAGUCUAUUUCCGCAAGAGGCUUCGAGAAAUGGGCUUCAUCAUCUACGGCAAUGAGGACUCACCUGUUGUACCCAUGAUGCUCUACAUGCCCGCCAAGAUAGGAGCGUUUGGUAGGGAGAUGCUGAAGAGGAACAUCGGGGUGGUGGUCGUUGGCUUCCCUGCUACACCGAUCAUCGAAUCCCGGGCACGCUUCUGCAUCUCAGCCGCCCACACGAAAGACGUGCUCGACAGGGCGCUGAGUGUCAUCGAUGAGGUGGGAGACCUUCUUCAGCUCAAGUACUCCCGACACAAAAUACAGCCAUCUUUGGUGCGACCCUUUGACGAUAAUGUGUAUGAGGACAUUGACGACUGAUGAACCAUUCCUCUCCAUAAAGUGGGGUGAACCACAACAACCCCCCCAAAAUACAGAACGGGUCAAGAUGGAUCACAAGUCUUCCACAAGGACCGCGAUGUGCACAGGUGCCCCUUGUCACUAGCUUGCCAUAAUGUAAC
This is a messenger RNA of Epinephelus fuscoguttatus (brown-marbled grouper), 2036 nucleotides long. It is a transcript of the gene sptlc2a, whose product is annotated as serine palmitoyltransferase, long chain base subunit 2a. Gene Ontology annotation, biological process: sphingosine biosynthetic process; ceramide biosynthetic process. Gene Ontology annotation, cellular component: serine palmitoyltransferase complex. NCBI's taxonomy places the organism in Eukaryota, Metazoa, Chordata, Actinopteri, Perciformes, Serranidae. Bases 187 to 1896 code for a protein of 569 amino acids. The record is from RefSeq and is a predicted model, not a curated record. The transcript is spliced from 12 exons. Gene Ontology annotation, molecular function: pyridoxal phosphate binding; serine C-palmitoyltransferase activity.